AUGAUGGAACCGGAAAAAGAGCUAAGAAUCACUUUGAUAGGAGCUGGCACCAUCGGCCUCUCCUUUGCCGCCUUCCAUCUCUCCCACCUCCCAGCGUCAUCCCACCUGACGAUAUACGACACCCGUCCUAAUGCAGAGCAAUACAUCCGCGACAACCUACAAAAUUUCUAUCCUAAAAACUCUUCCCCACCCUCCAUAACCGAUCUCCAAAUCGCAACUACUCUCCCAGACGCCGUCUCCAACGCGCACAUCAUCCAAGAAUCCGGACCCGAAAAUCUCCAAAUAAAGCAAGACCUAUGGGCCGAAGUAGAAAAACACGCCAAAAAGGAUGCCCUCCUCUGGAGCAGCACAAGCGGUAUCCCCGCCUCCCAGCAAGCACAAAGAAUGCAAAACAAGACGCGCCUCCUCGUGGUCCACCCGUACAAUCCCCCGCACAUAAUGCCGCUCCUCGAGCUCGUACCGUCCCCCUCGACGUCCGAAGAGGUGAUCCAACGCACGCAGGACUUCUGGCGAGCGCGCAACCGCGUGCCCAUCCAUAUCCAUCAGGAGACUACGGGAUUUGUAGCAAACCGUCUGGCUUUUGCGCUGCUGAGGGAAGCGAUUCAUCUUGUUGACGCGGGCGUCGUGUCUGUGGCUGAGCUGGAUGGGAUUGUUGAGAGUUCAAUGGGUCCGAGGUGGGCGGUUGCGGGACCUUUCAAGAGCUACCAUGCUGGCGGUGGGCCUGCGGGUUUGGAAGGCUUUUUUAAGAACAUUGGGGAGACGGUCCAGGGGUGUUGGAGCGAUGCUGGGAAUGUUAACGUGGGAGAUGGAUGGGAAGGUAAGGUAUUCAGGCAAGCUAGGGAGGCGUAUGGUACUGUGGACGUCGCAGAGAGGGAUAGGAUUACGCGCAGAUUGUUAGAUGUUCUGGAAGAGGAGAAAGGGAGGAAGACGUUGGCAAAUCCAUCAGCAUCACAAUGA
This is a messenger RNA of Didymosphaeria variabile, 957 nucleotides long. RefSeq lists its product as uncharacterized. Gene Ontology annotation, molecular function: oxidoreductase activity, acting on the CH-OH group of donors, NAD or NADP as acceptor; NAD+ binding. The transcript has a single exon. Bases 1 to 957 code for a protein of 318 amino acids. NCBI's taxonomy places the organism in Eukaryota, Fungi, Ascomycota, Dothideomycetes, Pleosporales, Didymosphaeriaceae. Gene Ontology annotation, biological process: fatty acid metabolic process. The record is from RefSeq and is a predicted model, not a curated record.